ACAGCUCCCAUUUCCGAACGCUCGGUGCUGAAAGGAAGAAGGGACGCAGACCACGUGACGCCUGACCCGGAAGCGGGCCUCUUCUCUCACGCGGGAAGGACGAGGGAAAGAGGAGCAAUGCCCGCGCGGCCCCAGCUCCGUAUCAACGAGGCGUUUGCCGCGCGCUACGGGAAGUACCGCCGCCGGGAGGAGCUCCAGCGCCUGCAGGACCGGUAUGGCGGGGACGCCGAGGAGACCACUUCUGAGUCGGAAUCCAGCGAGGAAGACCAGGAAGUUGAUCCCACAAUGGAUCGUGCUUUUUAUAGCACCUUGGCCUUGUUGAAAACAAAGGAUCCACGGAUUUAUCAGAAGGAUGUCCUAUUCUACAGCAAAGAAGACUCUGCCUCAGACAGUGACAAUGACAAUCCACCCAAAAAGAAAAGAGAAAAGCCUAUGUUCCUCAAUGACUAUGAGAGGAAGGUGAUCUUGGAGAAGGCUGGCAAAUAUGAAGAUGAAGAGGAGGAGGAGGAGGAGGAAGCAGCAGCAAUUAAAAAUCCAAAGAGCUAUGUGGAAGAACAAAAGCAGCUGAAACAGAGCUUCCAGAGGUUUGUUGCAGACAGUGACGAAGAAGAAGAUGCAAAUGGCGACUCGUCUUUACUACGCAAACGAGCCAAAAGUAAGGAAGAGAAGGAGCGCGAGGAGGCUGACUACAUCCUCUGGCUGAAGGGCCAGGCAAAGCCAGGUGCAGAAGAGGACCUUCAAGACCUGGCACCUCUUAAAGAAUAUUGGAAUGAUCCCAAACUGGAUGAGGGGGAGCGGUUCCUGAGGGAUUACAUCCUGAACAAGCGCUACAAGGAAGCAGGAGAUGGAGAAGAAGAGGAAGAAGAAGAAGAGGAAGAGGAUGGGCUACCUGGGGUACAGCUGGCUGUUUCAGACUCCUCAGAUGAAGGCGAACUGUUCCUAAAAAAGCAAGAGGAUUUUGAGCGCAAGUACAACUUCCGUUUUGAGGAGCCUGAGGCACAAGUGGUGCAAACAUUUCCCCGCAUAAUUGCAACUUCGGUUCGCCGUAAGGAUGAGCGUCGCAAAGAGAAGCGCCAGGAAAUCCGUGAGCGCAAGAAGAAAGAGAGGGAACAGAAGCAGGAGGAGCUGAAACAACUGAAGAAUCUGAAACGGCGGGAGAUCAUAGAACGACUGGAGAAGCUGCAGGAAAUCACUGGCAGUGAGGCUGGCACCUUUCAAGAGGGAGACCUCGACGGCGACUUUGACCCUGCCCAGCAUGAUCGACUCAUGGAGAAAUUCUUUGGCGAUGAGUACUAUGGAGUUGGUGAGGAGGAGAAACCACAAUUUGAGGCAGAGGAAGGAAUUGAUGAGGAAUGGAAUUGGGACAAGUGGACAGGCGAAGAUGGUGCCGAGGCAGAAGCUGACAUGUGUUUUCAGAGGGAAGAAGAGAACCAGCCGCACUGUGAGGAUCCUGACUUUGUUAUGGAUGCAGACUAUGACCCCUCCCAACAGCCUGGCCCAUCAAAAAGGAAGCGGAAGAUGGACAUCCCGCUUCUGGGCAAGAAGAAGCGCAAGUCACAUUUUGCAGAGGCGAUCGGUCAGAAAAAAGAACCUUUUGACCCAGGGACCAAGACAUUUGAACAGUAUCUGGACGAGUUCUACCGCCUGGACUAUGAGGAUCUGGUUGGGGACCUGCCCUGUCGUUUCAAAUAUCGGACUGUCGUCCCUUGCAGCUAUGGGCUGACGACUGAGGAGAUUUUGGCAGCUGAUGACAAAGAACUGAACCGCUGGUGUUCUCUGAGGAAGACCUGCAUGUUCAGGUGGGCAGGCAGGGAGGGUGGCUUGCAAACUGUUCACUUUGUAGCAUGUCCCUUGACACCAGGUUUUUCCUUCUGCAAUGCAAUAGUAUCUCUAAGAGUGAAUAGUUUUGAUUUGUUUACUUGCAGGCCAGAGGAAGCGGAAGAUGUCAAGAAAUCUCAGAGCAAGAAAGGGAAGAAGAGCAGGGAGAAGGCCAAGCGUCACGAGCUGCCUGCUCAAGAGAUGCAACAAGACAGCCUUGCUUGUGAGGAAGAAGAAGGACUCCUACUUCCAAAGCGAACUGCCCAAAGUGAAGCGACCCCAGCGGCACGCAAGGAGUCAGAAGCCGCUCCUUCAGGCACCCCUUGUUCUGCACAACCCAGCAUUCAGAGACCAAAGAAGAAGAGAGGGCGGAAGGGGUUGGUGCUGGGCACCAAAGUGCGGGUGGGGGGUGCAGAGUUCAGCCGCCAGCGGCUCCAGGCCUAUGGGCUCAACCCUAAGCGCUUGCACUACCGCCAGCUGCUCCGUGAGAAGCGGAGGAAGAAGACGUUGGGGGGGCCUGGACAGACUUCAGGGGGCAAAACGACACAGCCAAAGUAAUGGAGAAAAUACAUUUCAACCUGUUUUGGGUUUGGAGAGCAUCUCUGUUUACCUGGACAUGGAUACUUUGGCACUUUGAGUCUUCUUUCUUGGGCCCCAGAGGCAUAAGAGGGUGCUUGUGGACCGGCUACAAAUGGGGCACCUCAGCUGGAUUCCUGUUCUCCUUCACUUUGAGCCCUUUGUAUCUUGUUUGUAGAGUCGUCCAAAUACAUACUUCUUUUUCAAA
This is a messenger RNA of Anolis sagrei ordinatus, 2602 nucleotides long. NCBI's taxonomy places the organism in Eukaryota, Metazoa, Chordata, Lepidosauria, Squamata, Anolidae. The record is from RefSeq and is a predicted model, not a curated record.